Molecule: messenger RNA, 438 nt
Organism: Sugiyamaella lignohabitans
Lineage: Eukaryota; Fungi; Ascomycota; Dipodascomycetes; Dipodascales; Trichomonascaceae
Gene: RPS23B
Product: ribosomal 40S subunit protein S23B
Exons: 1
Coding region: 1-438 (145 amino acids)
Biological process (GO): translation
Cellular component (GO): ribosome; cytosolic small ribosomal subunit
Molecular function (GO): structural constituent of ribosome
Source: RefSeq, a predicted model, not a curated record
AUGGGAAAAGGAAAGCCUAGAGGAUUGAACUCCGCCAGAAAGUUGAGAACCACCCGUCGUGACAACAGAUGGGCUGAUCUUUCUUACAAGAAGCGUUUGCUCGGAACUGCUUUCAAGUCUUCUCCCUUCGGAGGUUCUUCUCACGCCAAGGGUAUUGUGCUUGAAAAGAUCGGUGUCGAGGCCAAGCAACCCAACUCUGCUAUCAGAAAGUGUGUCAGAGUCCAACUCAUCAAGAACGGUAAGAAGGUCACUGCCUUCGUCCCCAAUGACGGUUGUUUGAACUUCGUCGACGAGAACGACGAGGUUUUGUUGGCUGGUUUCGGUCGUAAGGGUAAGGCUAAGGGUGAUAUUCCCGGUGUCCGUUUCAAGGUUGUCAAGGUCUCUGGUGUCUCUUUGCUCGCUCUCUGGAAGGAGAAGAAGGAGAAGCCCCGUUCUUAA